GGAACCGGACACAUGUGUGGGCGGAUGAGAUGUACCUUGGACCCGGAGACGGUCCAGCGGGCGGCCGGCGUGCAUCCCGAUCGUUGGGUCGACCGUGACAGAUACAGAUCUUCGUACAAUGUUUCACCGGGAUCAUACACACCGGUUGUGCGGAUGCAGUCCAAUUCCUCUCCCAAACCGAAUCCGGAAGGAGAUAUUGGCAAAAAGGAGGAUAGCCAGCGGGUGGUGCAAUGCAUGAAAUGGGGUUUGAUCCCUAGCUUCACCCGGAAAUCUGAGAAGCCGGACCAUUACAGAAUGUUCAAUGCUCGGGGAGAAUCAUUGCAUGAGAAGGCCUCUUUUCGCCGGCUUAUUGCAAGGUGUCGGUGUGUAGCGAUGGCGAAUGGGUUCUAUGAGUGGAAGAAGGAUGGGUCGAAGAAGCAGCCAUACUAUAUACAUUUGAAAGAUGAAAGCUUGCUUCACUUUGCUGCUCUCUUUGACUGUUGGGAAGAUCAUGAAGGUCGACCUCUGCUUACUUAUACGAUAGUGACAACCCGAGCCUCAAAGUCACUUGAGUGGCUGCAUGAUCGAAUGCCUGUGAUCCUGAGGACUGAAGCGAGUGUUAAGUCGUGGUUGGAAGAUGAACUGUCCGCUGCUCAGAUUGUCAACAUGGCUGUGCCUUACAAUGGCCCUGAUCUGACAUGGUAUCGAGUCACACCGUCUAUGGGCAAGCCGUCGUUCGAUGGGGUGGAGUGCAUUCAGGAGCUGAAGACACCUUCCAAGGGGAUGGGUGCUCUUGCCAUGAUGUUCAAGCGGCAAGCCAACAACAAUGGUGGUGCGGGUGCAUCAGAGGCGUCGCUGCCGAAGCCCAUGGGAACUCCUUCGGAACAUGAGAUGGAUCGUAGUGACGACAAAGGGCAAGCACCGGCAAAACCAGGCAUUGGCUCUUCGCCCGUGGCAGUGUCACCGAGCCGUGAAAGCCCCGUUGCAGGCUCUCAAGUGAGUGGCAAAGGGAGCAACAAUGAGACGACCACAAUGUCCGGCAUUCAAUUUGAUGAAAAGAGUGAAAAGAAAUCAUCGGGCAACGAUCGGAGACAAUUUGAGUCUUGCACUGCAGAUGACAUCACAGAGGAGGAAUGGGAAGCCAUAGCUGAUGCUGUAGACCUUGACAACGCUAAGAAUGGUUCUCCCAUAGACCAACAGCAAAGGGACAAGGGUUCGGAGACCUCUGGACGGCAAACGACUCUAGUGCAUGCCACAGAUGAUAGCUUGGCGCCCACUACGACCAAUAAGACGGAAUUCGUGAUAAAUCCGAAGGACGAGAAAGUGGUGGCGUCGAGCACUCAGCAAGUUCUCGAAAACGCACAGGGAAAGAGAGGCCUAUCUGACUGUGCAUGUUUGGAAUGGUCGACAGAUGCAUCCCGUACGACUGCCUCGGGCAUGACAAAUGUGAACCAAGGGACAGCAUACACAUCGGUGCAGGUAAGACACCUUUCAACGCCGUCGACCGCAAACCAAAACAGUGAUGGCAGGGCCCGAAGAGAAAAUGAUGAGAGAUCAUCUCAGGGUGUGAAGCGAAAAGCAGGCACUGUGAGCGAUGCGUGCAUUGCAGGUGAGCGGUCAGGAGAAGAUAGUAAUGUGAAGAAGCUGAAAGAACGUAAAGAACAAGAACACACACCCUCUGUCGAAGUUGAGUCCGAAAGAACGUGGAAGGGUUCGGGAGUCAACAAAGCCAUGCCAUUCGCGAGCCCUGGCAAGGCAGGACGAACUAUGCUGAUGGAUGUUGGAGGAAAAAGAGGCAGCCAGACGACGAUCUCUUCAUUCUUCAGCAAGAAAGUCUGAUUACAGGGGUUAACUGUCCACAACUUUACAACCCUAGGGACUCUGUUUGGCGCAAUUGUGCGACUGCGUAAUGUGGUUCUCUUGUCGAAGUGCUCUGCUCGGCGCCUGCAAUUUCGCAAUCUGGUUCUCUCGUCGAAGUCCUUUCGACAAGAUAGAUGACCGUUCCUUGGAAGGUGGUGGUGAGUGUAAGGUGGGCAACGUACGUUGCCAUUGUGCAGAGUAGCUGCAAGCAACAUGUGCAGGUCAGAUCUGCACUGCAUUAUUUGCUAUUUGCCUGUCCACUCUUCUAUUCUAGGCAGCACAUUUGCUUGUGCUUUCCUAGCAUGUAGAGGUGUUGGCUUGUUUUGCUUCCUGUAAUUUUGUCAAUCAUGAACUGUAUAUGUAUGUAUUGCCGAUCAUCUUGCUCGGCGCUCGUGACUCUGGUCAUUGCAUCAACAGAUCAGCAAAGUAGUCUGCGUCAUGUCACGGACCUUAGUGAAUCAGUAACUAGAGAAGUGGGUAAAGGAGAAAAGCAGUGUGUGUGUGUGUGUGUGUGUGUGUGUGUGUGUGUGUGUGUGGAGAUGUGUGUGUGUGUGUGUGUGUGUGUGUGUGUGUGGGUGUGCGAGUUUGCAGUUGUGCCUAUGUAGGUGUGUGUGAGGAUGUGUGAGGAUGUGUUUCUGUGGGUGGGCCCACAGCAAUUUCCAUUUUUGAAGAGCUUUUUGUGGAAAGUUGUUGUUUGGUAAUGUCUAAUAAAAGGAACUUACCGUG
Messenger RNA from Chara braunii, 2565 nucleotides. The record is from the annotation of a GenBank genome assembly. NCBI's taxonomy places the organism in Eukaryota, Viridiplantae, Streptophyta, Charophyceae, Charales, Characeae.